AUGAUUUUAAAUACAGAAAUGGUAAUUAACGAUUAUUUUAAUAAUAAAAAUGGACAAUUUUGGAGUGAAAAUGGUGAUGAAGUUGUUAUUGAUUUAUUUGAUUUUAUGUAUCGUUUGAUUAUACGUAUCAAUUCAAUUAAUUUCAUAUCAUCAAAUAUUUACACAAAUUAUGUUGAUGAAGUUAUAAAAAUUUUUACUGAAUUAAAUGUCGAAAAAGAUAUGUUAAAUCCAAUAAUUGAACGAAUAAAAAAAUACUUCGGAUUGAAAACAAAAAAAGAUUUUGCUUGGAAACAAUGGAUUUCACUUCUUAUGCCAGAAAUUCAACGAUCUUUACAAAUGAUUGAAAAUAACAUUGAAUCAAAUAAUUUUGAUAUUAUUUAUGAAAAUGUCAAAUAUGUCAAAGAACAAAUGGAUAAACGUGGUGAAACAUUUACACCUCAUUUAGUCGCUUAUUUUGCUUAUAUGUCAAUUGUUCCAGCACAAUUGAAUACAUAUACAACAUCAGCCUAUAUAAUUCUUGAAUGGAUUCAUCAUCAACAUGAUGAAAUUGGUCAACAAAUGAAAAAUGAAAUGAAUUAUUUAUCUCAAUAUGAUCAAUUAACUAUUGAUGAUUUAAAUUCAAUGAAAUAUAUUCAAGCAUGUAUCUAUGAAGUUAUUCGAAUGCAUACGGAUUUUCUUUUGAGUUUACGACAUGCUGGUGAAGAUAUUCUUCUUUCUCAAGAGAAAUUUAUACCAAAUGGAAAUUUUGUUGUAACACCAAUAACUGGUGCACAAUAUUUAUAUAAAAAUCCAUUCGAUUUUCAACCUGAAAGACAUUUGAAACCACGAGAAGAAAUGAAAAUUGAUCCAUAUCGAGCUUUACCUUUUGGAAGAGGAAGACAUUCAUGUGUAGGAGAAAGAUAUGCAACAAUGCAAAUUAAAAUUUUAUUUCUUCGAUUGACAAAAUUAUGCAAAUUGGAAUUAAUGCCACAAUCGAAUAAUUAUAAAACAACAAUCAAUAGAAAACAAUUCGAUGGAUUAAGUCGACCGACAAAACCAGUUUGGAUCAAAAUUUCCAAAAGAACAUUAUGA
Molecule: messenger RNA, 1071 nt
Organism: Adineta ricciae
Lineage: Eukaryota; Metazoa; Rotifera; Eurotatoria; Adinetida; Adinetidae
Source: the annotation of a GenBank genome assembly